Molecule: messenger RNA, 1110 nt
Organism: Oryza brachyantha (malo sina)
Lineage: Eukaryota; Viridiplantae; Streptophyta; Magnoliopsida; Poales; Poaceae
Product: trafficking protein particle complex subunit 12
Exons: 1
Coding region: 35-1003 (322 amino acids)
Molecular function (GO): protein binding
Source: RefSeq, a predicted model, not a curated record
CCCACUUCUUCUCCUCCGAGAUCCCGAUCCAGCCAUGGCGGAGGCCGCGUCCACCCCCGCCUCGCCGCCGGCCGCCGCGCCCGGAUUCCCCGACCUGUCCGUGCCCUACGAUCUGGCGACGCGCGGGCAGUGGAAGGCGCUGCUUUCCCACCUCGCGCCGGCCUCCCACGCGUCCCACCCGCACCACCGCCUCCUCCUCUCGGCGCUCUCCGCGCUCUCGCUCGCCAAGCUCCGCCGCUACCCGGACGCCGCCGCGCUCAUCGCCUCGCUCCACCCGGACCCGGGCUGCUCGCCGCCGCCGUUCCUCCUCCGCCUCCUCCACGCGCUCCUCCCGCUCUUCCUCCCCGACCGCCCGCUCGCCCUCGACCGCCUCUACACGCUCCUCUCCUCCGUCCGGGCCCGCCCCGACGCGGACCACCCGGAGUGGCGCCGCCGCGACGCCAUCGUCGCGUCCCUCCUCGCCGCCGACCACCUCGCCCACCGCGAGUUCGACGUCGCGCUCGCGCUCCUCGCGGGCGUCGCCGAGCGUGAGCCGGGCAACCCGGCGCUCCUCUCCCGCCUCGGGUACGCCCACCUCCAGAUCGGCAACCUCGCCGCCGCCGCGGCCGUGUUCCGCCACGUGGAGUCCGUGGCCGGCGACGGCCCCGCCCACGCCAGCCUCCUCGCCCGCAACCGCGCGCUGGAGUGCAUCGUGGGGAAGGACUUCGCCGCGGCGGUGCGGGAGUACGAGCGGUGCAUCGAGGCGGACCCCGGCGACGCGGUGGCGGUGAACAACAAGGCGCUCUGCCUGAUGUACUCGCGCGACCUCGGCGACGCGAUCAAGGUGCUGGAGGGCGCGCUGGAGAGCCACCCGACGGCGGCGCUCAACGAGACGGUGGUGGUGAACCUGUGCAGCAUGUACGAGCUCGCCUUCGUCAACCACGCCGACGUCAAGCGGAGCCUCACCGACUGGAUCGCCAGGGUCGCCCCCGACGACUUCGACCCCUCCUGCACCCGCAUGUAACUCUGCCGAAAAAUCCGCUCUGGAAUUCGCUUGAAUUUUCUCAAGCAUUCGCUGAAAUUUGGAUGUACAAUUUGGUUUAGCAAACAAUGGGUUUCACUUGAUGGACC